Molecule: messenger RNA, 435 nt
Organism: Clavispora lusitaniae ATCC 42720
Lineage: Eukaryota; Fungi; Ascomycota; Pichiomycetes; Serinales; Metschnikowiaceae
Source: RefSeq, a predicted model, not a curated record
AUGUGUCUUUCUGUCUCUGUCUCUGUCUCUGUCUCUGUCUCUGUCUCUGUCUCUGUCUCUGUCUCUGUCUCUGUCUCUGUCUCUGUCUCUGUCUCUGUCUCUGUCUCUGUCUCUGUCUCUGUCUCUGUCUCUGUCUCUGUCUCUGUCUCUGUCUCUGUCUCUGUCUCUGUCUCUGUCUCUGUCUCUGUCUCUGUCUCUGUCUCUGUCUCUGUCUCUGUCUCUGUCUCUGUCUCUGUCUCUGUCUCUGUCUCUGUCUCUGUCUCUGUCUCUGUCUCUGUCUCUGUCUCUGUCUCUGUCUCUGUCUCUGUCUCUGUCUCUGUCUCUGUCUCUGUCUCUGUCUCUGUCUCUGUCUCUGUCUCUGUCUCUGUCUCUGUCUCUGUCUCUGUCUUUCUCUAUCCUGGUCUUCGAUACCAGACUAGAAUUGCGUCAAGAUGA